UCAGAUUCCAUUUUGCAAGUCCUCGCGCCAACGGGCAUCGCGUCCAGUAUUGACAGUCGUGCAUUCGCCAUCCAACACAACAAGCCUCAUGGACGAAACGAUGUGGACGAGUAUCCCUGCCUCUGGCAUACCGAAAGAGGAGACGGUGUGGAGUCGACUCCCGAGCCGCGAAGUGAUCCAAGACAAAUUGAUCAACUCCAUUCCAUCCCGUGAGGCAGUUUGGAGCGGAAUCAAUGCUGUUCCAGGGGCAGUUGCAGCGACGCCCGCAUGCAUUGUUGGCGCAUUUGGGAACUGCUUCAGUCGCGCUCGGCGAAUGCAAUUCGACCAAGAUCAGAAGCGCUCGCUGUUGAGCAAUUUGUACCACGACGAUUCCCGCGUAAAUAUCCGCGACGCCGAAGUUGAAAAUGCAACGUUAGAGCUGCGUCGACGUAUCCAAAAGGCAGAGUAUGAGAAGCAUCGUCGCAUGGAAGUCGACGAUGAUUUAAAGCGACACAAGCAAGGGGGAAAGAAGAAGACAAAGGACCUUGCACCAAACAAUCAGGACGGCAUUGACGACGAGGACAGCGCGAACAACCCCGUCGACGAUAUCCCAGAAUGCACAACGGUGUUGAAGGCAUCUGAUAUCCGAAAGAUGUCAGUGGAUGAGCUCCUGAAUCUGGACGGAUCGAACAACCAGACCGAGGCAACGACCGCGUCGUCUUUAGAAGGCGGCCGGUUGCGCAAGUGGCUCGCAGAAAUCGACGGCAACAAGAGCAUGGAGUACCUGAGCUACGCGACAAACUUUGAGACCCAGGGCUUCCAUUCGAUCAAAGAUCUGGCGCUACUCGACGAAGAAGACGUUGAUCGCGCGCUCACAGAAAUCGGCGUCAACAAAUUUGCACAUCGUGCUCGCAUCCGCAAGGCCAUUCUACGCCUCAGCCACGUGCCAUAACCUUCCUAUGCCUCAAAGAUUUUGUCCGUACUUUGGGCUAUAGCCACAUGCCACUUCUCUCUCAUGAAAUCUCAUGGUCAAUGUCGACAGCAUCCCAUCUCUUCUUCGAGAAGUCUUCAACAAAUCAUAUCCUUCAUCGGGAUGUGCCAGAGAGUUCAUCGGACACAACCCUGUGUGUGUCACCGCGGGGCGGCCUUAGUGGGGACGGUUGUCGAGUAGAUUUGUCAUGUUAAGUGUCAAGAUUGGGUCGAUGUGGUUGAGUAAAUAUAGUGGAUGAGGGGA
Molecule: messenger RNA, 1213 nt
Organism: Aphanomyces invadans
Lineage: Eukaryota; Oomycota; Saprolegniomycetes; Saprolegniales; Verrucalvaceae
Exons: 1
Coding region: 89-931 (280 amino acids)
Molecular function (GO): protein binding
Source: RefSeq, a predicted model, not a curated record